CUCUAGACUCAACACCCAUGGGUGCAGGGGUGAGGGCUGUCCUUAAGGGCAAGGCCCCUGUGCUGUUCCAGACCCUGCCUCUCCUCCUCCAGACAACUCCCUAGUGACCACAGAGGGGAAUGGAGUCUGGGCUCUCUGCUCUGCCUAACCCAGCUCCUCAUUCCUGGGGUUUAGAAUGAACAAAUAUACAGCAGCCUGCAAAUGAGACUGUGAUCAGAGCCUGGUCCCCAGAGGUGGAGCUGGCAUUGGACAGUCUCUGCUGGAUGUAAGUUGGGGCAUAGGGCAGAGGCCAGGCUGAGGCCACCCUAGACACAAGAUUCGCUGGUAACAGGGCUGUUGGGCUGGUACGCCGGGACUCCAAGCAUCUCUUGUGGACUCAGAUUAAUGUACAAAGCCAUCCAUGGCUCCUUUUCCUCCUUAUAACAUACACAAAUACAGGACAGGGAUCGAAAAAGGGUCUUGGGCUGUUCUUUCAGGGGAUGUGAGAAUAUGCCCCCACCACCUUCUAUCACUUGUGAAGCUUCCCUGAAUAGUCCUGCUCCUGCUUGGGGUGCCUUUUGUUGUAUUCCUGGUCACCGGCACCUGGCUCCCGGCCCUCCUGGCCAACCUCUCUCUUCCCGGCCCUGUGAUUCUUUGUCAAACACCCCUGGACUGAAUUUGAAGUCAUGUCUUUGCUCCUACUUCAGUGAGCAUGGUUCCUGCUUCUGGGUGGCUGAAUGUGAGGGGCAGGUGGUGGGCAUGGUGGGUGCUCUGCCCGUGAAGGACCCUGCCCUGAGGAAGGAGCAGCUGGAGUUGCUUCACCUUUGUGUGGCUUUGGGGCACCGAGGCCGCGGGAUAGCCAAAGCCCUGGUCAGGACUGUCCUCCAGUUUGGGCAGGACCAGGGCUACAGUGCAGUCGUCCUCAGCACCAGCUCGCUGCAGUACUCUGCUCUGGCCCUCUACCAGCGCAUGGGCUUCCAGAAGACACACCACUACUUCUUCUCCUUGUGCUGGAGGAUAAUUGCUGCACAUUCAAUUCAAUUCAUCUACCACCUUCCCUGUGCUCAGGUCUCCAAGGAGAUGAAGCAAGGUGGGGCCUGUGACCCGCUCAUAGUGGAUUAGUCAGGAGAGGAUCAGCUCUGCUGCAGUAACAAGCAAGCUUGAAAUUGUGUGAGUCACAAUAAAAGCUGAUUGCUGGUUCA
Talpa occidentalis (Iberian mole) is the source of this 1181-nucleotide messenger RNA. Its product is annotated as N-acetyltransferase 8-like. The record is from RefSeq and is a predicted model, not a curated record. NCBI's taxonomy places the organism in Eukaryota, Metazoa, Chordata, Mammalia, Eulipotyphla, Talpidae. Gene Ontology annotation, molecular function: N-acetyltransferase activity. The coding region runs from base 490 to 1101 and encodes 203 amino acids. The transcript has 2 exons.